Phycodurus eques (leafy seadragon) is the source of this 351-nucleotide messenger RNA. RefSeq names its product insulin-like. Gene Ontology annotation, molecular function: hormone activity. The record is from RefSeq and is a predicted model, not a curated record. Bases 1 to 351 code for a protein of 116 amino acids. The transcript is spliced from 2 exons. Gene Ontology annotation, cellular component: extracellular region. Lineage: Eukaryota; Metazoa; Chordata; Actinopteri; Syngnathiformes; Syngnathidae.
AUGGCACCACUGUGGCUUCAUUCCGCCUCGGUUCUGGUUUUAUUGGUCAUGUCAUGGCCGUGUACCAGAGCCCUUUCUUCACAACAUCUGUGUGGCCCUCAUCUGGUUGAGGCCCUCAAUAUGGUCUGUGGAGACAGAGGGUUUUUCACUAGCUCCAGGAGGGAUAUUGACUCUGUGCUACGUAUCAUACCACCAAAGACUGAUGAGGCAGCAGCAACAGGCGAUGUCAACGAGAUUGUGGGGUACGCCUUCAAGAAACAAAUGGACAUGAUGAUGAAGCGUGACGGCAUUGUAGAACAGUGCUGUCACCAGCCGUGUAGCAUGCUGGUCCUCGAUAAAUACUGCAACUAA